CUUCUUUUGUGGCAACAAAGUGAAGGACAAGUCGGAAAUCCAAUGGAAUUAUUAACCUUCAGGUAAACCCACCCCUUAUAUUGUACCUGGCCAAUCACCGCCGAGUGUACAACAAAAAGGCGGGACUAAGCGAACAACAAGGUAGCUUACGUUUGUAUAUAUCCCUGACGUCGGCAACUCGGAAAAUAGUCGGCUAAGCAUAGCGUGAAAUGGUCGAGACACGGUCGAAAUCGAGUGCCAAGUAGUAAAACCGCUAAUAUUCUCAACAAAGAUUUUCGUACAGGUCUAGAUACCAUCUACAUACGUACCUUAAACUGUUAAAAGUAAGGUUUCUCCAAGUUUUCGUGGAUUCAUGGAGGAGAAGAAGGAAGACGGUGACUCGGAGAUCCAGGAACACGGACCCGAACACUGGUUCUCAAAAUGGGAGCGGCAGUGUUUGGCCGAGGCGGAGCAGAGGGAGCCGAGCGAGGAGGAGGCCGACAACGACCAGGAUAAACUGUGGCAUCUUUUUCAGAACUCUGCCACCGCCGUGGCACAGUUAUACAAAGACCGAGUAUGUCAUCAACAGGGCUUGUCACUCUGGGUGCCAUUUCAGAACGCAGCUACAGCAGUCACCAACCUGUACAAAGAGAGUGUUGAGGCCCAUCAGCGAAGCUUCGACAGGGGCAUCCAGAUAGGACACCAGCGACGUAAUAAGGACAUGUUGGCGUGGGUAAAAAAGCGACGGAGAACCAUCCGCCGGGAGGAUCUUAUCAGCUUUCUGUGUGGCAAAGCACCCCCACAUAGGAGUAGCAGGGCCACCACGAGGUUGGCCAUGGUGGCCCCCAGCCGGGCCAACUCGCCGGCUGAGACCGGCUCGUCCGUAGAAGCCGACCUCCAGCCGUUCAGGGAGGCCAUCGCAUUGCAUGGUCUAAGCGGCGCCAUGGCGAGCAUCAGCGUGCGCUCGGGACCCCCGGGGUCUCCCACGCACGUGAGCGGCAGCAGCGGUAACGGAGGCGUCGCCGGCGGAGGGGCUUCUUCGGGUUCGGGGGCGCUGUGUCGCGGCAGACGCAACGGCCUCCUGGACGUGGACCUGAACACUUUCAUCUCCGAGGAGAUGGCGCUCCACCUGGACUCGUCCGGCUCGGCCUCGGCGGGGGGAGGGGGCGCGGCCCGUAAACGAAACUCCACCCAGUGCGCUGACGUCAUCACGGACUCGCCCACUCACAAGCGCAACAGGAUGAUUUGAACUUCCCUGCGGACGUAAAGAUGGCCGUCUGCGGCGGAGCUUUUCGUCUCCCUUCCUCUCGUCAAAUCGGAGCGCGUGUACCCGCUCCGCAGGUCCGGGGGGCCGGAUCCAGGCAGUUAUCCCGUGGGUGAAGAUGCACUGUGCUGAAGCCACUUGAUUCUUGACACAUUUGUGCCCUUACCCCCACCCCCACCCGCCACCUUAAUAAGGAAGUGAGGUGUCACCGAAGACGUCAAGUGCUUCUUUCUGUUACUCUCUGCGCACUUGAUGUCCAGCCCAGCCCUUCAAAUGCUUCAACCACUUUUUUCUUUUUACCACCAGUGUUAAGUAAGCAUUUUUGUUUUCACUGUCAACAACAGUGAUAGCCAAAUCUUCAGUUUCACUCAUUCUGACGCCUUUUUUUCUUUGUUGAGGAUAAUUGAGAGGAUUUUUGAGACGCAUUCUCCCCCCCGCAGCUGCUCUUUUAUGUGGUUGUGUGACUUUUCUGAUGAGUUGCAAUAAGGCUUUUUGCACUUAAGAUUUCAUGCAAAACAAAAUCGGCUCUUCCAUUGCGUCGCAGGUGUAGCCUCUCAGUUUGAACGCGUGGACGCCGGUAACGCACGAGCUCCUGCUUCCGGUCCUCAGUUAAUUUACAUUGGUGCUGUAAGAAUAAAAGGAGUUUUGAGUCGGAGUUUCUCAUCUGACUCGCCAUCCCAUUAUUUGCUCUUACACAAGCUAUAUUAUUUCAUUUCAUUAACACGCAAGACGAUGACAUUCAGAAAUUGACGUCAAACACGGCUCACUUAUUUGUGAUUUAUUCCUUUUGUUAUUAAUACUUUCUAAAGUGACUCGUUCUGGAAAUGAAACCCCUUAGUGAAGCAUUUAUUUCAGGCUGUGCUUUGUUGGAGGCAUUUACACUUGAAGUGAGCCACUGUGACGUCAGCGGUGCUCUCAUCUUGACGACAUGGAACAUGGCGACUUGUAUGAAGCGUGUCAAUUUUGUUCAAACGUUGUUUUACUUUGGCACUAAUAUUCUUGCAUGACUGCUGGCUUGUCCUAUAAUGAACGUUUCGCACAGGCGGUUCCUUCAUAUUUCUGUUGCAAAACCACUGAAUAGUGGGAUUUCAUUUGACUACAGAGGCUCUAACCAUUAUAAAGGGUGACAAAGUAAUCAUUGCUGAGGACUGCUUUUAUUGUUCAUUUUGGAAUACAAUUUCAGUUAAUUUAUCACAGGGUUUCAAUCUCAUGGCUGAGGAACCAUAAAGUCAGUCCUCGGAUGGCUUUUCUAUACUUUGAGCAUUUGUUGGUCAUUUACAGCAGUUCCUCUGAGGUGUAAUUUGUUUUAAAAUUGCAUGGUGGGCCAGAUCCAAUGCUCUGGAAGGCCUUAGGUAGCAUCCUCACUUCCCUCCCUGAAUGUGACACUCUGUUGCAAGGAGGAUUUGAUGGUAGUCUGCUUCUAUUGUUUCAAAUCCUGCAUUUUGAACGAUUUGCUUCGCUUUCUUUUUCCACACGCUUAAUCUGCCCUGUGUUUUUAACACUCACUCGCAGCACUUUUGACUGAAAGGUGGUCGUUGCACCUCAAAUAGGGAAGUGUGAUGUACGUGGUGACAAAAUCUGCAACCGAAAACAUACAUUUGGAUUUUAAUCCCAAUUUCUUUUUGGGUCACUUUCUACACAGGCAGACUCGAGCCACAUGUGUUUGAAGCCAACACUAUUAUCAGCUCUUUCUUCAUACAUAAUUGUCAAAAAAGGUAACUAAUGGCUAAUCUAUAUACUUAACAUUUAAUUGUUGGUAUGAUAUAUGUGGUUCACAUUGUAAAAAUGAAAUAAAACCAUUGAGUUGCAAAUUGGCUCGUUAUUGAAGCAGUGAAGAAUUUGGAUUGUGAAUUUACACGUUUGCAGUUGAAGCGACCUAAAUGUGUAUGGGGCGCCGUUUGUAAAGCAG
This is a messenger RNA of Corythoichthys intestinalis (scribbled pipefish), 3152 nucleotides long. It is a transcript of the gene hapstr1a, whose product is annotated as HUWE1 associated protein modifying stress responses a. The record is from RefSeq and is a predicted model, not a curated record. NCBI's taxonomy places the organism in Eukaryota, Metazoa, Chordata, Actinopteri, Syngnathiformes, Syngnathidae. The transcript has 5 exons. The coding region runs from base 353 to 1228 and encodes 291 amino acids.